Chiloscyllium plagiosum (whitespotted bambooshark) is the source of this 2270-nucleotide messenger RNA. Lineage: Eukaryota; Metazoa; Chordata; Chondrichthyes; Orectolobiformes; Hemiscylliidae. The record is from RefSeq and is a predicted model, not a curated record.
GGGUAGGGUGGUCGGUCUGAAUGGGGUAUCCUUUGUAAACUCGAUGGGCCGAAUGGCCUGCUUCCACGCUGUAGGGAGUCUAGGGUUCAUCCACGCGAUGUGAGAUUGAUGGAGGUGGCAGCAUCGUGUGCAGUGGUUGAAAUUUUCAGCAGAGUUACACCGCGUUCGGGAUGUGGUGAUGCCAUUAGUAACCUGGUCCACUCCCCCCCUAGUCCCGUGGGCCUGUCACUGCCUGUGAAAAGGCUGUUUGGUAUGCGCUGGUUGAGAGCACAGCAGCUUCUGGUAGUGAGUGCUAUGAGCUGGUGUAAACGAGAGUGCAGACAGCAUUAGUUUCCGUUUCGAUCCGGCGGCUGCGUCAGUCAAUGUAGCUGUGUGACAGCCCACAGUGUUCAGCUGAGGGAAUUGAAGUAGCCUUGAACUCACGCUGGAGGAGUAACAGUGCACAGCAUUCACAAUCAGUCUCACAGACACGUGUGUGUCUGUGCAAAGGUAGAAGUCACACCAGGUGCCUGGCUUUCCCGAACACACUUGUGGGUCCAGCUCGCCUUCACAGCUGAAUGCAAAAAGGAACUGAGUGCAAGAGAACGAGAAAGCCAUUCAGAAUGGGCGCAGUGAUGGGUACGCUAUCCCUGCCAACAAAACAGAGGAGACAUUCAAGAGAUAAGGUUGAAGAUGAGCUGGAAAUGGCCACAGUUUGCCAUCGGCCCGAGGGCUUACGACAACUACAGGCCCAAACCAACUUCACCAAGAGGGAACUUCAGGUGCUCUAUAGGGGCUUUAAGAACGAAUGUCCCAGUGGAGUUGUCAAUGAGGAGACCUUUAAGCAAAUUUAUUCACAGUUCUUUCCACAGGGAGAUGCCAGCAUGUAUGCGCAUUACCUCUUCAAUGCUUUUGACAGUGCACAUAACGGAUCCAUCAAAUUUGAGGACUUUGUGAUGGCUCUCUCAGUGUUACUGAGGGGUACUGUUCAUGAGAAGCUCAGGUGGACAUUUAACCUCUAUGACAUUAAUAAGGAUGGAUAUAUCAACAAAGAGGAGAUGACUGACAUUGUGAGAGCUAUCUACGACAUGAUGGGGAAGUACACCUAUCCUGUGCUCAAGGACGAUGCUCCACGCCAUCAUGUGGACGUCUUUUUUACAGAAAAUGGACAAGAACAAGGAUGGUGUGGUAACGAUGGAUGAGUUUAUAGAAUCUUGCCUCCAGGAUGAAAAUAUCAUGAGAUCUUUACAACUCUUUGAAAACGUGAUGUAGCCACCCAGAAGGAGCUCCGAGACAGUGGGAUAUUCAUCAGACAGUUUGAGAGAGGGGUUCUGCCUGGACAUUUCUUCUGUUUAUGCAUGUUUCCUGCUGGAGUAGUGUCUAACCAGAAGGAGAUUCUGACACAUUGAUUUUCUACAACAAAAAGCCCAUAAAUGUGCAAAGAACUUUUAACAAGCCAUUUUUGAUGAAAGCAUGAUCCAAUGUCGAGGUGUGUAAAUGGGAAUCAGAGAUUAUUUCCACAGCUGGUGUAUUAAUCUGACUGCUAUCCAAUCAGCCUCAGAGCACACUACAUAUAGAACUGCUCACUACAUUCUAUUUAUCUUUAUUCCUUUCCUUUUUUCUUUACUGUCUUUCCUUUGUUUCUUGUUCCUUCGUCCCUGCCUCAUUUUUCACUUCUUCUCCUACAAUUGUGUUGCUUAUUUCUUAUUAUCUGUUGCUUUUACUGUCUCUGAACAUCCUUCACUGUCUACUCCCCCUCAGUCCUCAAUUCUGCCCUUGUUUCUUUCUUGAUCCCCCUUUUAACUUCUUGUUUCUUUCCCAUUCUCUCUCUGUCUCUCUCCCUUUCUGCCAAAUUGCUUUGUUCCUCUCCCCUUUUCUGUGUCCCUUCCAUUUUCUCUAUCAGUCCUCCUUUGUCUGGACUCUAGUAGCUCACUGUUCUCCAUAUUGCAUUUCUCCCUCUUCAAGAUGUCAUCAACUCCCUGAAGUUCAGUUUCUGUUUCUGGGACCUGGAUUUGUCAGAUUGAGCACUUUUUAUAAAUCUGCCUUCUCAUACCCAGAAAAUAAGCAAAAUAGCCAAUGCAAUUGUGAAUUAUUGUUUUGUAUACAUGCUGCAAAGCAAUGGGUGGAGAUUGGCGUGGACUCUAACAGCUGUGAUAUUUCGCUGAAUGUAAGAUGUCAAAUAUGCUCUGUCGUGUCAUUCGUUGUUAGUAUUAUAUGUCAUUAAAUGAAUAAAUUCUCUGAGCCUUUCUUGGAGAUAGAGUGGGAGCAAAGUUGCUUUGGAUGGUACCUGU